AUGACGGACAAGGUGUGCCGCAUGGUGGAAAACAUGGUAUACGAGUUUAAUGACCUGAAGAGGAAGGAGUUAUUCACAGACAAGGAGAUCAUAACAAUUGCAAACAAAAGGAGGAACCACGAGUACACAAUUAACAGCUCAUCCAGCAUACUGCUCAACUUCAUUUUAUACAUCGAAUUUGAAAUGAACUUGGAAAAAAUAAGAGAAAAAAGAAAGUUGAAAAAAAAAAAUGAUAUGCUGGAUGAAAUUAAUGAAUAUAAUAAAUUGCUAAAAAGUCAAUACGAGGAAUAUAAAAAUUUGAAGGCAAAAAUGGAAAGUGAAAAAUGCCCCAAGAAGAGCAAAUCGUUGAGGAAGUUACUAAAUAAAAAUGAACACAGCAUUAACUGUUGUAAGAAGAACAUUUUAAAAAUGGAAAAUAAAUUACAAGUACUGAUACGACAUAGCUUAUCAGAUUAUUCCCUUGUAAAAAGAAUAAUAAACAUUUUCCAAACGUGCCUGAGGAAACAUCAUAAUAACAUAGAAAUAUGGCUACAUUAUUUCAACUUCUGCUACGUAAAACGAAGAAUGGAAAAUUUGGAAAGUGCCAUAUUGAAUAGCCUAAAGUAUCAUAUAAAAAAUGAACUCAUAUGGGUCUUCUACCUGCACUAUUUUUAUAACGUAAGAAAAAAUAUUCAAUACACGAGGAAGCUUUACAUAAGGGCCAUUUUAUUCAUCCCGAAAAGUUUAUCCCUCAACGUUUUAUACUUCAACAUAGAAUUCGACAUAUUCUACAAGCUGCUAACAAAUUUUAAGCAAAAAGUAGACAAAUCCUCUAAUGAACAUUUUAACCAAUUCGUUGACUUUUGCAAAAGUAGUGCAAAGGAACAAGACAACAAUGGUAGUUCAGCUAGCCAAACGAAGGAAGACAUACUCAAACGUGACAUUGAUCAAGGGGAUUACAAACCUGUUAAGGAUGAGGAUAAAUAUGGCUUAGAUGUAAUCAUCUUCCUGGCGAAGAAAUAUUUGGAAACGUUUCAAAAUGAUAAGAGCCAUCUUUACAUUUUCAUUUUCCUACUUUUAAAUAUUUACUUAAAAAUGGAAAAAAAUAAAUGGAUAAAAAAUUACGUACUCCGGUUUGACAAUUUUAAGGAGAUAAUUUUUAACUCCAUCGAUAUGCACAAACAGGAUCAGCCCUGCUUUUACUACUACCUGUUUGUGACCAAAUGUGUUGCUUCAGCACAUUGUGACCUUUCCGAGGAUAAGGAUUUCCAGCUUUUAAAAAAUGCCUUUUACCAAAAUGGCGGCGAAGAAUCACAACUACAAAAAUACUUCAAUGUAGCGCAAGUAAACCAAAUGUUACGUAACCUGCUGGACACCUUCCACAAUGACCUUAUGAUUUACUUCUUCUGUCUUCUACUAGAGAACCUAUUCGAGGUCUUUAUAGAGUAUGCUAACGUGGAGGAUGUCUUCACCAUCGACAACCACGCUGGAGCGCAAUUGCCACUGUUAACACAGCCUGAAAGUUCCCUCCAUGAGGAUUCCAAAACGGGGGGGAACCAAGCCCAUACGCAAUCCAAAUUAGACAAACAAGCGGAAGAACAAAGCAACAACGAUGAUGUGGAGGGAAAAAAAAACAUUUUUUUCCACAUGAACAAACCCACCUUGACAAACCAUGAAGAAUUACAAAUUUUCCAGUUUUUAAAGGACGAAAUUUUUCUGUGCGGUCCAUACAAAUUUAAAAAAGUUAAUGAAGAGUACCUGAAGGAGAAGGAUAACAGCACGUACAAUUUCUUGCAGAGGCUGAACUUUGUGGCUUAUGUUUGCCUCUUUGAAAAUAGACACUCAGAUAUAAGUAAGAAUAAUUUCAUUUACAAUUAUGAGCAAACCAUCAAAAAUAGCGAAAUCCUUUCAUCCAUCCUGUACUUCUUCCUAUUCGAUCCGAAAAAAGUCGAAGUGGGUGAUAUGCCCAAGAGAAAACACCAUUUGGAGCAACCCCACCAGGUGAAUGAAGCUCAAGGUGGUUUCAGCAAAAGGCGGAAGAAAGGGUUCGCCCAAACGUCCCGCAAACUAGGACAACGAAGAAAUAUUAACAAUGUUUACGAAAGUGAUAGCGAUAACAUGAGUGGUGAGGAAAGUGGCAGCGAAGGUAACAGCGCAGGUGACAAUCAAAGUGACAAUCAAAGAGAUGCCUACCGUGAUGAUCAGCGCAACGACAGCGAAGACGAAGCAAACACUGAUGGAGGGGAGGACCCAACCGAACUGAACACUCAACCCACACGUGAAAACGAAACAGCCAAUCAGAAAAUUUCCAUCAUUGAUGAACUGCUUUCUUUACUGAGCAAAGAAGUGGACGUCUUUGUGAAGGUAACCAUUUUGAAGUGUGUCCUAAAAUUAAUUUUAUUUUUAAACAAUAACCAAUUGAAGCGCCAUUUCAGCGCGAUCAUCACUGAGGAGUUUGAAGAGGUAAGGAAAACUCCUUCCCAAAAAAACUUCCUCAAAGUGGAACUAAGCAAUUUGACCCAUUUGUAUAAAAAGGCGUACAGCGAUGAGUGCGCGGAGGUGUAA
Messenger RNA from Plasmodium coatneyi, 2544 nucleotides. RefSeq lists its product as uncharacterized. The transcript has a single exon. Gene Ontology annotation, cellular component: small-subunit processome; Pwp2p-containing subcomplex of 90S preribosome. The record is from RefSeq and is a predicted model, not a curated record. Gene Ontology annotation, biological process: maturation of SSU-rRNA from tricistronic rRNA transcript (SSU-rRNA, 5.8S rRNA, LSU-rRNA). NCBI's taxonomy places the organism in Eukaryota, Apicomplexa, Aconoidasida, Haemosporida, Plasmodiidae. Bases 1 to 2544 code for a protein of 847 amino acids. Gene Ontology annotation, molecular function: snoRNA binding; protein binding.